Podarcis raffonei (Aeolian wall lizard) is the source of this 1583-nucleotide messenger RNA. RefSeq names its product histone H1.10. NCBI's taxonomy places the organism in Eukaryota, Metazoa, Chordata, Lepidosauria, Squamata, Lacertidae. Bases 141 to 815 code for a protein of 224 amino acids. Gene Ontology annotation, molecular function: structural constituent of chromatin; DNA binding. Gene Ontology annotation, biological process: nucleosome assembly. The transcript has a single exon. The record is from RefSeq and is a predicted model, not a curated record. Gene Ontology annotation, cellular component: nucleosome.
CCCGCCCAGGCAGACGGCUUUCUCUCGGGCGGAGCAGAGGUGAGCUGUGCUCGGCUACCGCGCUUGCUGCUCCUUCCCGAGCGCGCACACGAGCCUGGUCUUUUUAUUCUUGCGAAGAGCGCCGUCCCGCUUUCUCCGGCAUGUCUGUUGAGCUGGAAGAAGCCGACCUGCCCCUGGCCGAGGCGGAAGAGGCGCCUCUGGCUCCGGAGAAGAAAGGCGCCGCCAAGAAAGCCAAAGGCGGCGGCGGCGGGUCGGUGUUGUCGCCUUCCAAGAAGAAGAAAAAUAGCAAGAAGAAGAACCAGCCGGGCAAGUACAGCCAGCUGGUGGUGGAGGCGAUCCGCAAGCUGGGCGAGCGCAACGGCUCUUCGCUGGCCAAGAUCUACAACGAAGCCAAGAAAGUGGCCUGGUUCGACCAGCAGAACGGGCGCACCUACCUCAAGUACUCCAUCAAGGCGCUGGUGCAGAACGACACCUUGCUGCAGGUGAAGGGCACGGGCGCCAACGGCUCCUUCAAGCUCAACAGGAAGAAGCUGGAGGGCGGAGAAGGGGGCGCCGGAGCAGGAGGCGGGGGCGCCUCGCACGCCAAGUCGCACAAGAAGGCGGUGGCCGUGCCCGCGUCGCGCAAGGUCGAGAAGAAGCCCGUGGCCAAGAGCAAAAAGCUGGAGAAGAAGUCGCACAAGAAAGGCGCCGGCGGGGCCGCCGCCAAGAAGGACAAGGUGAAAGCCAAGAAGGCGGCCAAGAAGACGGCCGCCUCGCCCAGCGCCAAGAAGGUGAAGAAGUCGGCCAAGCCCAAGGCGCUCAAGAGCAGGAAAUGAACGAGGCGCAGAUGGAGAGGGCAGGGGGCCCUGGACUUGUGGAGCCUCGAGACAUUGUGACUUAUUGCUCUCAGCACAGCCAUGUUACCCGGUUUCGUUUCUGUAGCUUUCUUUUUGGGGGGGUGAGGGGUGGGCGUGGGUUGGAGGCGCUCCUUUUCUUCAUUAGCCGCCGGUUCCUUGGAGGGGAGAGGAAUACGUUACUCGCCCCAGCCCUUUAUUUUUUUAAUAAAGGGGGGAUGACUUGAGGGCUUGUGCGGGGUUCUUUUGUUUUUUAAUUUGGAAUAGUUUAUUUUUUCCUGCCCCCCUCCCCCGAAAAAUAUGGAGGAUAGGCGGCGCCGCUUCCCUGGUUCUCCAUGCUCACGGGGGCGUUUUGGCUGCCUUCCGAAAGUUUCCCCGGCCGUCGUGGCCGCCCCUCGGAUGCUGCUGCGGCGCCAUGGCAACGGCGUCUGGGCUUUUCCCUUUAAAAAGGCGCUUCUCGGGAUUCAAGGAGGGAGGGGAGAAAUGGGGAGCGGUUGGGACCAAGUGGGGUUGUGUCGGGGUGCUUUUUUAUUUCGUUUUUGCCUUUAAGAGGCCUGCACAGCCAUUACCGAGCGGGAUGCGUAGAUGCUCAGUUCUAUGGAAGGUGGAGAUCGGAGGGGAUCUCCCUCCUCUCCUGGAAGAUCAUCAUACUGCCUUCAAAGGUGUCUUGCCUUCGGUAGCCUUUCCCCUCCGCACUUGUGUUUUUUGGUUUUUUUUGUUCAAUAAAUCGUUUAAAAUGCUUUUUUUUCA